UUGUUUUGUCAGCUGUUAAGUAGGACUUAAACCAUCUACAGAGCCUAUGCUGAUAGUGUCGUUUCUCCAUUGGUGUCCUUCAGUUGUGUCCCACAGGAUGCGACCCACACCAGUUGACUGACACCCAGGUAUGGCUCAACACAUGAACCAGGAGAGGUGGGAAGAACUGGUUACUUCGUUCCUGCGAGUGAAGGACACUUGUCUCAUGACUGGGGAUGAGGAAGCUGCCCUGGCUGCCACACUCUCCAAUCUCUCUUACUGCACCUCCAAACUCAGGAUUAUGUAUGACCAUAGGCAAAUUCACUGUGUUGUGGAUCAGUGUGUGUCUGGUAUUGUGAGUCCCAAAAGUUCCCUGGUCAAACAGACAUCACACUUGCUUGCUUCACUCCUUAGAUGGCAGAGCAGCACAAGCCUAUCAUCAUUAACUUUAGAUAAGGUCAUUGCCUGGCUUAGUUCUGCCCUUAAAUACCAUGGGAGGGACUUACACGACAAUGAAACAGUUCAUCAAAUAUUACGUGCUCUAGCUGCUGCCCUGCGAGAUGCUGUUGACCAUUCUGAUGAGAUCUACUUGAGUCUUGCUGGUACCAAGGGUUCUCUCACACUGACACUGGACUCAAACUCACCAUGGCAAAAUCAAGCACUUGCAAUGCGUUGCCUUCAUCUUCUGACUUACGUUGCUCCAGAAAUUGUUGCAGAGUCUCGGCAGCACAAUGAAGAGAUCUUUCCAGCGGAAGUUGUGUCUACAAUUCAGAGAAUUGUCAUUGGCAUUUUAAGACAGCCAUUACCCAAUCCAGACUUGUGUUCACAUAAAUUAUAUUUACAUCUAGUUGCAUCAGCUCUAAGUGUUUUGUACAAUCUAGUUGUAUGUGCUCCGAAUGACAUACUAGGAAACAUUAUUGUUAGUACCUGCCGUCCAUUUGUAUUUUAUGGAUUGCCUGGUUUUGCUCACAGUGAACUGGUACAGCACACAGCUAGCCCUGAAGUGGAGGUUCCUCUCUCAUCUGGAAUGGAGAGUGAUUCCUCAUCAAGAAAUUAUACUAAUCGAAAUCGUCGUAAGAGACUUCGUCGGAAAAGAGCCCAGCCAUCACGAUCAACCUCAGAUUGUGAUAGUGGUCCAUGUCCUCUUGUAGCUGCUGUGGAUGGUAUGGGUCUAGGUCUGCGAGUUCCCCCACCAGCAGCUACUCUGGCUGCCACUGUCUCUCUUAAACCUCAGUGGGCCAGAGAGAAGCAAACUUUAAAAGCUGAGAAAGAUAAAAUUUCUGUGAAUUCUUCUCUAGCACCCGAGACAGAGACUUCGCCAGAAACGACCUCUCAAGAUGAGAGUACUGCAGAAGUCCGAGUGAGUGGCUCUGAGACUGACUUCUCUGAUUUUGAAGGAGGAGGUGAAAAGGAAUCAACAUUAAUGGCUCGGGCUCGCCAGUGCUCGCUUCAAGCUAUAAAUGCUGUCAUUGAUAAAGUGGGAAAGCAGCACAAGUUCAGCUACUGGCCCCCAUUGAUGUGUCAAGCACCAUCAUUAAUGACAAGUGUGCUGAAGGAUCCAUCAGCCUCAGUGAGGAUGGCAUCACUUCAAGUCAUAAACACUUUUCUCCUUGACUCUUCACAAGUCCUCACUCAUGCAGUUGAGAAUGAGGGAAAGAGCUACACCACACUGGGUCAGCAGCUUGGUGCCAGCCUGCGAGAACUUCACCGUUGUCUGGCAUUGGCCCUUCUUUCUGAAAAGUUUCCUGGUGCCCUUGUUAGAACUCUAAAAACAAUAGAGUUGCUUGUUGAAAAUGUUAAUUACUCCAAGCUUAAACCCGGACUUCUUACCAAGGUUGUCACUCAUGUAAAAUAUUUUAUGAAAUACAAAGAGGCUGUGGUUCGUGCAAAUGCUUUCUCAGUAAUGGUGAGUGUACUGAUGAUCAAACCACAAGUAGCAGAACUGAGAGACUUACUCAUGCGCUACCAGAUUCCUGCUCCUCCAAUUCUCACUUUGCCACCACAAGUUAUGCCACCCCAGUUUAUGGAAGAAGAACUACCAGAAGAGGAAGAUGAGGCUGAGGCACAAUUGAAAGAGCAAAUGGAGAGAAUGAAUAUGUUGAGCGAAGAUGAAGAAGAAAAAACAGAGAAUAACAUGCAUGGCAAGUCAGUUGUGUCAUGGUUAAUGCAGCGUUGUGUUGACUCAUUGCUAACACCAGACCAUGAUGCUGUGCGUGGCAUCUACAUUCAGGUUCAGCUGCAGUCACUGAAGGUAUUAAGUGCCCUAGUGAGCGAGCAUCUGAGCAUUAUUCAGCAUAACCUGCCUCUCAUUCAACAUGUGAUCAGUGUGUGUAGUGAAGCUGUGAGGGAGCUGCCUCAUCCAAGAGUUUCACAGAUAAUGUCAGACUCUCACAAGAAGUUUGAGGUUGGAGAAGGUUUUGACCCAGCAUUAAUGUCUCCUGAUCCUGGUGUGGUGGUGGAACAUGCAUACACUCUACUGGGAUCACUACUUGGAGCAGUCAAAGCUGAUCUGGAUAAAGGAAAUGAGGCCUGUACCUCAGUCUCUCAGGUCCAGCAACUGUGGUUUUGGGCACUGCAGGGUCCCCUGCAAAUAUUGUUUAAGCAGUCCACAGGAGAGCAGUCUGGCAUCAGUGUAGAGAAUAUGUCUUCAGCAGGAGAGCCUCUACAGCACAAUGCAGCAAACUGGAGAACCCAAGAGAGUGUUGGAGCCCUGGAGCAUGAGGAACACUUAAAACAGAUGGUGGCUGUUGCUACCGUUCUCACACACUUGAGUCCUUCUAUCUUUGAAAGUCUUGGGGAGGAAUGGAUCACCUGCAUUAUUACAACAGUCAGGUGGCUGGUUACCUAUUCUCAUCCUGACCUUCGUUUGGCUGGCAUACGCAUCAUGGCCAUUAUUGUUGGUUUUUCUGGUGUAGUUGGGAAUCCUGGAGCUGUCUCUCUCCUACAGGCAACAGUUGUGACAACUUGUGAUCUACUGGCUCAGAGAGAGAACAAUGUGAAUAGAGAUCGUCUCCUUGCUUCAUGGGCACUGGCAAAUAUAUCUUCUGUGUUUGAAUUCUAUGUUGAUAAUUGGAGUCAUCAGUACAGUUCAAACAGUGAAAUUCUGCCACCAACACUUACUGCUCGACUUUUGGAGGUGGGAAUACGUGCAUGCAAGGACAAGGACAAGAUUAAACCACAUGGAGUGCGGUGUGUGGGAAACGUGACAAGCUUCUUGCAUGCACAACAAGUAGCUGAUUCAACUUUAGCCCCACUAGUAUCAAAAGCAAUAGACACACUUGUACUCUGCUCCAGCACUGGAAGUAAUAUGAAGACACGAUGGAAUGCUUGUCAUGCCCUUGGAAAUAUCCUCAGCAGUGGCCAAUUACCCAUUGCCAGUAUGCCUUGGAAGAGUCAAGUUCUGUCAACUCUUGGCAGCUUAGUGGAGAGCUUCAAGAAUUAUAAAGUGCGAAUUCAGGCUUGUAGUGCCAUAUGUGGCUUAAGGUCACGGGAGGAAUUUGGGUCAGAUUAUUAUGGAAUAUGGCGUGUGUUGCUCCAUGGACUGGAUAACGCUCAGAAUAUCAUUGACUACCAAGAGAUACGACACAGAGAUGAACUCAUUAAUCAGAUUUGCCAAGGCAUCUGUCAGCUAUCAACUCACAUUACAUUGGAAGAUGCAGGAUCAUUGUGUGAGCUCUUACAGCUACACCAUGACAUGGCAAUGCCCUUGUUGAUAAAGGCUUACCAUUCCCUUCCCCCGGAGAGGACUGUACAUGCCCUGAAAGCUCACUCAAGAGUAGAAGAGCUACUGAGUUAUGAUGCUCUUACAGAGUCUCAGCAGCAAGCCUUGACUAUACUUCACAGUUUGACUGCUUCUCCUACAAGCACUUAACUAUCAACAGCCUAAAAAAUUAUGUCUUUCUGGAAUAAUCCUACUGCAUUAGUAUAUACAAAAUUGUAAAACAAAUAAAAUGAACAGGAUAUUUUAUUAGUCAUAUUUUUUUUUUCUGUCAUGAGGCACAGAAUUGAGAUUUAUAUAUUUUUUAACAGUUCUUUAGAUAAAAGUUUUGAAUGAUCCCAGUG
This is a messenger RNA of Cherax quadricarinatus, 4041 nucleotides long. RefSeq names its product HEAT repeat-containing protein 6. The record is from RefSeq and is a predicted model, not a curated record. Lineage: Eukaryota; Metazoa; Arthropoda; Malacostraca; Decapoda; Parastacidae.